GGGGCUGCUGCAGGCCAUUAAGCUGUACCUGCGGAGGCAGCGGCUGCUGCGGGACCUGCGCCCCUUCCCAGCGCCCCCCACCCACUGGUUCCUUGGGCACCAGAAGGUAGAUGGGAGGGAGGAGGGAGGAGGGAGGGGCGGAGGAGGAUGCGGCAGAGGAGCCCAGCCGGCAGAGAGACGCCGCUUUCUUCCAUCCCUGGGGACCCUCCGGCUUGCACUGGCCUUUCCAGCCCGGCCUGUGGCUCUCAGCAUCAUUUUUCCUUGCUCUGGAGAAUUGCUUUCCCGCAGCCCCACAGAGAAAGCUGCUCCUGUUCACUUCCACUAUGAGUGGAAGCAGUCUGAGAUCCUCCGCAGAUGCAGAUGCCAAUGCCAUGCUUCUUGUACAGCCUGCAGAAUUGUCACCCAAAUAAUCCUCUUUGUGAAUGACCCAGCCUCAGUUUAUUCAGGAUGAUAACAUGGAGAAGCUUGAGGAAAUUAUUGAAAAAUACCCUCGUGCCUUCCCUUUCUGGAUUGGGCCCUUUCAGGCAUUUUUCUAUAUCUACGACCCAGACUAUGCAAAGACACUUCUGAGCAGAACAGAUCCCAAGUCCCAGUACCUGCAGAAAUUCUCACCUCCACUUCUUGGAAAAGGACUAGCGGCUCUAGACGGACCCAAGUGGUUCCAGCAUCGUCGCCUACUAACUCCUGGAUUCCACUUUAACAUCCUGAAAGCAUACGUUGAGGUGAUGGCUCAUUCUGUGAAAAUGAUGCUGGAUAAGUGGGAGAAGAUUUGCAGCACUCAGGACACAAGCGUGGAGGUCUAUGAGCACAUCAACUCGAUGUCUCUGGAUAUAAUCAUGAAAUGCGCUUUCAGCAAGGAGACCAACUGCCAGACAAACAGCACCCAUGAUCCUUAUGCAAAAGCCAUAUUUGAACUCAGCAAAAUCAUAUUUCACCGCUUGUACAGUUUGUUGUAUCACAGUGACAUAAUUUUCAAACUCAGCCCUCAGGGCUACCGCUUCCAGAAGUUAAGCCGAGUGUUGAAUCAGUACACAGAUACAAUAAUCCAGGAAAGAAAGAAAUCCCUCCAGGCUGGGGUAAAGCAGGAUAACACUCCGAAGAGGAAGUACCAGGAUUUUCUGGAUAUUGUCCUUUCUGCCAAGGAUGAAAGUGGUAGCAGCUUCUCAGAUAUUGAUGUACACUCUGAAGUGAGCACGUUCUUGUUGGCAGGACAUGACACCUUGGCAGCAAGCAUCUCCUGGAUCCUUUACUGCCUGGCUCUGAACCCUGAGCAUCAAGAGAGAUGCCGGGAGGAGGUCAGGGGCAUCCUGGGGGAUGGGUCUUCUAUCACUUGGGACCAGCUGGGUGAGAUGUCGUACACCACAAUGUGCAUCAAGGAGACGUGCCGAUUGAUUCCUGCAGUCCCGUCCAUUUCCAGAGAUCUCAGCAAGCCACUUACCUUCCCAGAUGGAUGCACAUUGCCUGCAGGGAUCACCGUGGUUCUUAGUAUUUGGGGUCUUCACCACAACCCUGCUGUCUGGAAAAACCCAAAGGUCUUUGACCCCUUGAGGUUCUCUCAGGAGAAUUCUGAUCAGAGACACCCCUAUGCCUACUUACCAUUCUCAGCUGGAUCAAGGAACUGCAUUGGGCAGGAGUUUGCCAUGAUUGAGUUAAAGGUAACCAUUGCCUUGAUUCUGCUCCACUUCAGAGUGACUCCAGACCCCACCAGGCCUCUUACUUUCCCCAACCAUUUUAUCCUCAAGCCCAAGAAUGGGAUGUAUUUGCACCUGAAGAAACUCUCUGAAUGUUAGAUCUCAGGGUACAAUGAUUAAACGUACUUUGUUUUUAAGUUAAAUUUACAGCUAAUGAUCCAAGCAGAUAGAAAGGGAUCAAUGUAUGGUGGGAGGAUUGGAGGUUGGUGGGAUAGGGGUCUCUGUGAAGCUACACAUGAUCCAAAAUCAUUUCUAGGUACACAGUGUGUCAGACUAGAUCUGUUUCUAUAUAACUUUGGGAGACUUUCAGAUCUUUUCUGUUAAACUUUCACUACUAUUAAUGCUGUAUACACCAAUAGACUUUCAUAUAUUUUCUUUUGUUUUUAAAAUAGUUUUCAGAAUUAUGCAAGUAAUAAGUGCAUGUAUGCUCACUGUCAAAAAUUCCCAACACUAGAAAAUCAUGUAGAAUAAAAAUUUUAAAUCUCACUUCACUUAGCCUACAUUCCAUGCCCUGACUAAUCCUACUGCUUUUCCUAAAAACAGAAUAAUUUGGUGUGCAUUCUUUCAGACUUUUUCCUAUACAUUUUAUAUGUAGAAAUAUAGCAAUGUAUUUGUAUAGAUGUGAUCAUUCCUAUAUUGUUAUUGAUUUUUUCACUUAAUAAAAAUUCGCCUUAUUCCUUA
Messenger RNA from Pan troglodytes (chimpanzee), 2372 nucleotides. RefSeq names its product cytochrome P450 family 4 subfamily X member 1 (gene CYP4X1). The transcript is spliced from 13 exons. The record is from RefSeq and is a predicted model, not a curated record. Gene Ontology annotation, molecular function: monooxygenase activity; heme binding; oxidoreductase activity, acting on paired donors, with incorporation or reduction of molecular oxygen. Bases 423 to 1790 code for a protein of 455 amino acids. NCBI's taxonomy places the organism in Eukaryota, Metazoa, Chordata, Mammalia, Primates, Hominidae.